This is a messenger RNA of Chiloscyllium plagiosum (whitespotted bambooshark), 9062 nucleotides long. It is a transcript of the gene map3k13, whose product is annotated as mitogen-activated protein kinase kinase kinase 13. NCBI's taxonomy places the organism in Eukaryota, Metazoa, Chordata, Chondrichthyes, Orectolobiformes, Hemiscylliidae. The record is from RefSeq and is a predicted model, not a curated record. Gene Ontology annotation, cellular component: cytoplasm. Gene Ontology annotation, molecular function: ATP binding; MAP kinase kinase kinase activity. Gene Ontology annotation, biological process: protein autophosphorylation; JNK cascade.
GUCAUGUGGGCUUGGAAACUUGCCCCCGCCCCCCCAGCAGUCAAUUACUUUCGUGACUGGAUGGGGUGUGGGGGCGGGAACGGAAAAAAAACAAAGGUUGAGUUACUGUUUAAUAAUUGAUAGAGAGCACUCAGUGACUGGGCUGUGGUUUCUUUGGCCUAAUUGAAGCAUUUAGCCUUGUGAGGUGAUCACAUUGUUUACCCGUCUGCGUGGAGAACACCCCAGUUCAGAUUUGGAUGGGAGGGGUAUGGAAGUUGAAGGAGAGAUUAAAGACAGUGUUGGCAGAGAGCGAAUACAACCAAAUGGCUUGGAAGGUCAGUAAAAGCAGGGACACGGAUUUGAGGUAAAUGAUAGAAGAGCUGAGAUGCGGGAAAUAUUUUUACGCAGUGAGUUAUUUUGAGCCUGAAAGGGCAGUAGAAGCAGAUUGGAUGGUAAUUAUCAAAGCGGAUUUGGAAACAUACUUGCAGGGAAACAUUAGCAGAGCUACACAAAAUAAAAGAGUGGGGGUGCGGGACUAAUGGACAUCUCUUUCCAAAACAGGCCAGGCACUCCUGCUAAUUGACCGCCUCCUGUGUUUCAUUGUACCACAGAUAAACGUUCGGUUGUUUCUCUGAGGCCGAGGGGGGGGGUUGUGGAACGAGAAGGCAGCAAAAGGGGAGCUGGAGCUAGAGUUCAUACAGUCUCCAGCUGCCAGUGCUGAGAAGGAAGGGAGUCGUAAAAAUAUUUCCCGCCUCUCAGUUCUUCUGCCAUGUACCUCAGACCUCUGUCGCCUGGCUUUACUGACCUGGCAGGCCACGAGUUGUUUGUGUUCUGCAAACAGUGUUUUUAAGGAGAGAGGGAGUGAGGCGGAGGGAGGUGGCUGGAGGAUAGCAGCACCAGAUGUUGCUGUUUAAGUGACCGCUUUGCAGCUUGUCCGCACGUGAGAAAGAGAAACAAAAAGAUAACAUCCCUAUUUCCCAGGCCUGCGGGACCUCCCAAACUAAUCUAAAGCCGAUGUCGUCCUUUUUGCAAUGAAGCCAACUGUCGUCAUGUCGGAAACAAAGCUGGUGACAUCAGUUCCCCAAAAAAAACCCUGGCAGUGUGGUCGUCUGCAGUUGGGCAGUUUGCCUGUCACGCUGGGCUGCCUCCUAGGAUGGUGCUGAGAGCUGUCCCAUGCACCCGCACGGUGUGAUGGCCAGUCCGCAGGAGGUCCUCCCGUGGUCACCCGCCUCCCACCUCGCCAAGCAGAGUCUGACGGAGGAGCUGGGGACACCGGGGGAGGACCCCGCGGUCCAGUCCGGAGGCCGCUGCCUCUUGUACUCCCCACCCGAGAUCCUGGACAACCUCCGCGAGAGGACGCCCCCGCAAGGCCAGACUGGCGCCAACUCCAACCAGGCACUCACCGUGACGGUGCUGACCAGCGUCAGUGAGGACACCCGUCACCACUUCCAGAACAGCGUGCUGCAGCUCAGGGAGCAGGAGGACAGCAGCAGGAGCUCCCAGGGAGCUGAGGACAGGAACGGCAAUGAAGGUGAGGGCGGUGAGCAUGAUGGACCGGAGGAGAUGAAGAUCCAUUACAACCGCUCGGGCUCAGGUCUGGGAUCUGGGCCUGGGGGAUUCCUCGAGGGGCUAUUCGGCUGCCUGAGGCCUGUGUGGAACAUCAUCGGGAAGGCCUACUCCACAGACUAUAAGCUACAGCAACAAGAUUCUUGGGAGGUGCCUUUUGAGGAGAUCUCGGAGCUGCAAUGGCUGGGGAGCGGAGCCCAAGGAGCUGUGUUUUUGGGGAAAUUCCGAGGUGAAGACGUGGCCAUUAAGAAAGUGCGGGAACAGAAGGAAACAGACAUCAAGCACCUGAGGAAAUUGAGACAUCCCAAUAUCAUCGCAUUCAAGGGCGUGUGUACCCAAGCACCAUGUUACUGUAUUAUUAUGGAGUAUUGUGCCCAUGGCCAGUUGUAUGAGGUUCUACGAGCAGGCCGUAAGAUCACACCACGACUGUUGGUGGAUUGGUCCUCAGGAAUAGCCAGUGGAAUGAACUAUCUACAUUUACACAAGAUCAUCCACCGAGACCUCAAAUCACCUAACGUCCUGGUUACCCAUGACGACACUGUGAAGAUCUCUGACUUUGGCACCUCCAAGGAGCUGAGCGACAAAAGCACCAAGAUGUCCUUCGCUGGCACUGUGGCCUGGAUGGCACCUGAAGUGAUUCGCAAUGAGCCUGUGUCUGAAAAAGUGGACAUUUGGUCGUUUGGGGUAGUGUUGUGGGAACUUCUGACUGGAGAGGUGCCCUACAAGGACGUCGAUUCUUCUGCUAUCAUCUGGGGAGUGGGCAGUAAUAGCCUGCACCUACCUGUCCCAUCCACCUGUCCCGAUGGCUUCAAGAUCCUCAUGAAGCAAACCUGGCACUGUAAACCUCGCAACCGACCAUCCUUCCGGCAGAUCCUCCUUCACUUGGACAUUGCAUCCGCUGAUGUGCUGGGCACCCCCCAGGAAACCUAUUUUAAAUCUCAGGCUGAAUGGAGGGAAGAAGUGAAGAAGCACUUUGAAAAGAUAAAGAGUGAAGGGACAUGCAUUCAUCGGUUAGAUGAAGAAUUAAUCAGACGGAGGAGAGAGGAGCUAAGGCAUGCCUUAGACAUCAGAGAACACUACGAGAAGAAGCUGGAACGAGCAAACAAUCUCUACAUGGAACUGAGUGCGAUCAUGUUACAACUGGAGAUCAGGGAGAAGGAACUCAUACAGCGUGAACAAGCUGUGGAGAAGAAAUACCCUGGGUCAUACAAGCGACACCUGGUCAGGCCAAUCAUUCGCACCAAUGCCGUCGAGAAACUGAUCAAAAAGAAAGCCUCAAGCCAUAAACCUGGAGCCCAGGGCAAGCGGCCUGACCUGCUGAGGUCGGAAGCCAUCGUGCCGAGCGCGGAGCUUGUCGGCCCGUCGCACUCGCCCGUCUCGGGCAGCCCCAAGACGUCCACUCCGCCGGGGAAGGCGAGGUACCGCGCCAAGCCCAGGCACCGGCGCGGCAACAGCAAAGGCAGCCACCACGAGUUCGCGGGGGGAGUCCCGCGGGGGGCCGCCCCGGUCCCGGCCCCGGCUCCAGCUCCAGCUCCAGGCCCGGCCCCGGAGGAGUGCGCCCUGCAGCGGCUCGGCGACGCCGCCAGCUGCGCCCACAACCUCAAGUACUUCGGCCCGGCGGCGGCGCUGAGAAGCCCUCACACCGACUGCCAGCCGUGCAAGGUGGCCGGCUCCAGCCCCGACCUCAUCCCCACCACGCUGGCGGCGAGCUGCCGGAGGGGCUCCGGCGGAGGGGGCCCCGCCUGCCAGGCCUGCCGGGGGCCCAAGGCCGAGGGCAGAGCACGGAGGGCGGCCGGCAGGUGCGAGGUGGUCCCGGCGGGCGGGGCGGCUUUCCCACCGUCAGUGCUGGCCCAGGCCGCCGAGGCCCAGCGAAUGAGCGACAGGCUUCGGGAGAGCAGCGGGAGCACGGAGGAGAAGCAAGGCUGCAGAACAGGGUCUUCCUUGGGUACCCCUCAGCAACUCACCGCACCCACACUACCUCGCAAGAUGGGAGCCCUCAGAAAGGAGGAUGGAGACGACUCCUCUGAAGAAGAGGAGGGAGAAGUGGACAGUGAAGUUGAGUUUCCACGCAGACAGAGGCCACACCGUUGUAUGAGCAGCUGCCAGUCCUAUUCCACCUUCAGCUCAGAGAACUUCUCUGUAUCUGAUGGGGAGGAAGGAAACACCAGUGACCACUCGCACAGCGGCACUCCAGACGGACUCAGCAACAACAAUGAGGACCGUAUGGAGGACAAACUGGACGAUAUGCUGUCACAAACUCCAGAAAUUCCCAUUGAGAUAUCCAUGCAGUCAGAUGGGCUGUCUGACAAAGAGUCUGCUGUCCGCAGGGUGAAAACUCAGAUAUCAUUGGGGAAACUGUGUGCAGAGGAGCAUUGCUAUGAGAAUUCCAUGCACUUUGGGGAGUCAGAAUGUGAUUCCUCUGAAGCUGAGUGUUCUGACGCAACAGUCCGGAGAGGGAAGGACUGCAGCUUAUCCACCUGGUGAGGGAGGCGGACGGCAAGGUCACCCAGAGGAAAGGAACAUAAUAAAUAUGGACAAAUACACUUGAAGACUAUAGAGACUUCCCGUGGGAACAUACUGCAAUAACACAAAGACUCAGAUACUCUUCGAUAUUCUGCAACAUUCUGUGAUGAAGUAAUUGUAGAGUUCACUAUCAUUUCAAUCAAGUAUGGCAGGGAUCCACUUUGUUGACUAAUGUAGCUAGUGUAAACAUUAACAUUCUAUUUUUGUUUGACACUUCACACUGCAUAAACGUCAAGUAUUCUACAAGAGACAAGUGCAAAGAGGUUGGACAAGACAUCGCAAGUCUUAAUCUUAUUUUUGUUUUUGCAUGGAGUGUAAGGCUCAGGGACCAACACGAGGCUGCACUGCUGCUCUGACCUGAGACUGACUGGGUCAGGAGACACCAAAGUGGGCUACGGUUGAUGGGAGGGCACCCCUCCUGAUGCUCUUCGAUGAAGAGGCAACAGCGAAGAUUCUGGAGUGUACCUGAAUACUUCAGAUGUACAUACAUGAACCAGCCAGGACGAUCAGCUCAACCCGAUGGCAAAUGGAUCAUGGGAUUGGAAGGAGCUUAAUGUCAAAAUGUACUGCCAAGUCUGGAAAGGACUAUUUGUUGGCAGCAUUUGGAAUUGCUGAGGCCACGGUUGGUAAGGGUGGGGGUAUAUGUGAGGGAUGUGUUUGUUAGCGUAAUGAUCCAAUUGGGGGUUCCCAGCACCUGGCACAGAACCUUCCAGCUACCUGGCAAGGUGGACGGAUAGAAAGGCGAUGAGGCAGCUCUGCUCCUUGAGCCUGUUCUGACAUAAUGAGUGGUUGAUCCCAAGUUUGCUCAUUAUUUUUUGAUAUUCGAUGCAAAUCCAUUAGUCUUUGGAAGCCUUCCCACCAAGGCUCUGCUCCAAACCCUUGCCCCUCUCAUAGUGUGAUGCCAGCAUCCGGAAAUGUGGAGAGAUUAUUCCAGAAUUUCACUUGCCUGUAUGCGGGAAGAAAAGGGGAUUCCUGAUGUUAACACCAACCCCCCACUCCCCUCCCCUCAAUCCCAAUUGGCCUUAAUGUUGGAAAGCCACAUACAUUAACAGAAAGGGCUUGAGAUGAGCUUCUGAGUACAAUGUGUCUAGAGCACUGUCUAUCAUCCAUUCCCCAGGCACACAGUGCCAGACAGUGAUAGACAAACCCAGGAGUGAUGGUUUGUCCUGGUGCUAACCCUCACCCAACCGAAAUGGAGAGGGUGGGAGAUGACAGGCCCUUUAAAUGUGAAGUGGUUGUGUGUUUGUGUGCGUUAGGGUUGAGGUUGGUGCUGCUGCUGGUACAUGCUCCAAGUUCAUCCUGUCAUUCUGAUGGAGCUCUUGCUAUGCAGCCAGGCCCUACUGUACUAACUGAGGUGGGGUUACUCUGACCCAAGAGUCUUCCAAAUCAAGCCAUCCAUUUGCCAUCAAUUGAUGCUGGCUCUCUUUCCCAUCCCCAAACCUGGUACUGGAUCCUUUUCUUCUCCCAGCAACAUGAAAAGCCUCGUCGCACAAUGUCAGAGGAAAAUUGCGCAGUUGCACCACCACGCGUCACCAUACAAGCAUCAGAACGUCACAGAACCAUUCCAGAUUUCCCAGCUGCAGCUCACCAGCGGUCAGGGACAACAACAAUUUGUGUUUUUUGUUUUUUUUUUAUUUUAAAGACAGGUGAAUUCCUGACUUCUGGAAGUGAACAGGACAAAAAAAAAAUCAGUAUCAACCAGUUGUGGCUGUUUUGACACAAGUUUCAGAGUGAAACAAAAUGAUUGAAAAUCCUUGUAUUGUUACAGCAAGAUUCGGAACGCGAUACAUUGCUGUUCCACUGCAAGAUACAUUGUUGUGUUGUGCAAAUAUUGAAAUCUCCAGAGUUAGGUGGUCCCUUUCAGGCUUUUACUCUGCUUCUCAUCUUCCAUUUUACCGAGAUGGUCUUCAAAUUCCUGGGUAAUGUGUACAGUAUGCCUGUCAGAUAAUUCUGUUAAAGGUUGUGCUCCUAAGACGAAGGAAGAAAUAAUAAGCCACGUUGUAUGGCUGUAGGAUUUGUCUGUAAUUCCCGUUACGGUCAGGUCACAUAGCCAAACAAUUGGCAAGAGAAUACACCGAUUUUAAAUGUGGAGUGACUAUGCAGUCAUCACUCUCGUUUUCUGAUUCCUGAGUUAGGGAUUUGUCCACUGUUUCCCCCCUCGCUAAGUGCCUCCAGGCCCCCGCAACACAGUUUGUGUGUGCUGGAACCUGCUGCUCUCUGAUACAGACUGCUGGUGAUGUUCCCCGAAAAUGGAUUAGCAUAGUGGGUUUGCCAUUCGGUAAUGCUUCCAGAUCCAGUUACUACCAGCCCUCAGGAAUGUCAGACAAAUUCCCCAGAGGGAAUUUGUGGGGCUACUCUGGAAUCCAGACAAAAUUGUACUCUGCAUAACAAGUCCUGGAACCCCUCCAGCAGAUACCAGUCACUAGCCAGAAAGUUCACUCUGAACUCUCCAUCUAAGCAAUGUGACACUUGUGCCCUCAGAUUUCCCUGUGCCACCAGUGUUGACUGGAUGAAUGGAUCUAACUUAUCAGUCUGCCUGAGCUGCAGGCUGUAUGUUAAUGAUUAACUCCUCAUUAAAUACCUAAAAAUACACAACUUGAUUGCCAGUUCCAGAGACGGCAAGCAAUUCCACAAGAAAGUAGUACAGACCUAGUUAAACUUGUUGCUUGGUGAGAGUGCAUUGCAACACAUGCACACUAAAUUUCUAGGGCAAUCUGGGGGCCCAAAGGAAAAGCCCCAUGCUCCCUCAGUGCCUGUGGAAUCAGCACAUUCCAUUAUAAAUGGUCCAGAAGGAAGCCAUUUGGCUCUGGGAGAGCUAUCCAGUUUGACUCAUGCUUGCUCUUAUCCUGUACCUCUGCAAUUCUUUCCCCUUUUUGUUUAUUUUCAGCCAAAAUUUAAUUGUACAAAUUCCAUCUCGGUAAAAUAUCAAAGAAAGCUGUUAGAGAAGCCUGAAUUGGACAGCAAUAUACUGGAUGAUAAUUCUUUUUGUGUUUUGUUUACAAUCUCUAGAAAUGUAGACUCUGAACAUUCUCACUGUAAAUUUUAGCAGAUGUGUAAUUUUAUGAAGGAAAGGUCAUUACUGCCAAAGCAGUAUCAGAUCAUUUUAAAUUAUUCCUUUGGUUCUGUAGCUGGACUACAUCAGAAUUGUUAAUUUAUCAUUGAGGUUUUGAUUGUUUUUUUUUCUGUAGAUCAGAAUUUUGUAUACUCCCAGGAGAACCCUGAAUCUUUCUUGUGCUCUUUCAGUUACCAUUGGUAUUGACCAUUCCAGGAGUAGGAUUGUAUCAAAUAGUUUGGAAAAUCCUAAAUUGUGAGAGAGGGGUGGUUGGUGCUGGGGAAGAGGAUGAGAAAGCAAGACAGAGCUGACAAUUGGAAAGGUGUAAUUGUUGGAUCAGUGUUUUGGGAACUGUGCCCAUGUACCUCAUUUCCAAUGGCCAGAAUAUGGAAAGCAUUUAAAAAUACUUUAAAGGGUGUAUUCUUUCAGUGUUAUUUAUAAGAUGUAACAAUUCUUCCCUUGUAUCAAGCCUACGAGCUCCAGCACAGUUUAUUUUAUGGAUGUUCCUCUGACCUUCCUUUCCUGAUUUCUCCUGAAGUGCCCCCUCAGGAACAACCAUCCUCUUCCUGAGCCCUCACCCUGUUGGAAAGGAGGAUUCAUCACUCCUUUUCUUAACAGCAAUUAGCAGCAAUUUCCAAACCUGCAACCCUUACCAACUAGAAGGAUAAGGGAGCAGAUACAUGGGAAGACAGCAACCCCAAUUCCCCUCCAAGUCCCUCACUGUCCUGACUUGAAAUUGUAUUGCCAUUCCUUUAUCGUCAUGUGGUCAAAAUCCGACAACUCUUCCUAACAACACUGUGGCUGUAAAAACAUUCCAAGGGCCGCAGCAAUUCAAGAAGGUAACAUCAUCACUUUCUCAAGGGCAGUAAAAGCUGACCUCGUCUGUAAUGCCCAACUCCCAUGAUGAACAAAUAAAGUGAUCUCAGAUCUGUAAAACAUACUGUUGGAUGUAUUGUAGGAGGAUUAAUCACAUGGCCUUCAGUUCAUAUUAGGCACCCACCAUGUCCAUUUUCAGGACAAGAAAACAUUUACCAUUUCUACUUUUGGUAUGAUCCCUAAAUAAUUGUUUUAUCACUAACACAAAACACAUUAAAAAAUGGAACAAACUUUUUGUUUUAUAUUGCUCUCCAUGGUUUUCCUCUUGGAGUUUGCUCCCAACAUUGUCAACAAGAUCAAACUUCAAUAAUUCCUCAUUAAAUAAAACCGAAUUGGCUGGAAAUGCUCAGCAGAAUUUGGCAGCAUCUGUGGAGUAAGAAGAAACACAUUUCAGGAUGGUGACCUGAUAUUCUGAUGUAGUUCCAAUGUUUUCUGAUUACCAGCAUCUACAGUGUUUUAAUUCCUAAUGGGUUGACAACCCUGGUAAAACUGCUGAGCCUUUGCUUCCUUCUGAUCUUGUUAAAACAAACCCAUCCACGUAUUAAGUCACUCACCCACACAAAAUUCCCGCACUCUCAGCUCAGUUUUAAAAGUAGCUUACAAACAAUUCCCCAACAACCUUGUACUUAUUAAGUCAAUAGAACUUUCUCUACAAUUCUAGUUUAUUCUCUUAUAAAUACAAGGUUCCUUAAAUGUCAGUGGUAAUUGGAUGUCUUGGCAUUCUAGUACCAUGCUCAAAGCAUUUCACAGACACACUGACUUGGAUGUUGGUUGCUGCUAAACUUCACACAGCCAUCUCUCACCGUCUCUGCUCUACCAGAUGGCCACCAUCAUGAGCUUACCCACUUAUUCUCUGUCCUGCCCUCGGUCUUCUCAUCUUCUUGCCCUUCUCCCUGCCUUACCCUCAUUCUGUGCCUGUCUCUGACCCACUAUUUUUAGCCUUUUUUUGCUGUACACUCUUUCCCUCAGCCUCACCCUAAUUCUCACACUGCCCAAUUGUAACUUUGUAUUAUCUUUUAAUUCUGACCACCUUAUGAGAUUAAUGUGAACUCAGAGGUAUACAGCA